GUUUAUCCGUGCGAGGUGACGGAGCAGAGCGUGGAGAUCAAGACGGACUCUGGCGAGGAGGAGGAGGAGGAAGAGCAGGAGGAGCCGGAGGAGCAGGAGGAGCAGGCGGGGGUCAGCCAGCUGCAGGAGGAGGAGGAGGAGGAUGAAGAGGAAGAGGAGGAGGAGCGUCAGUACCGCUGCAGCUUCUGUGGGAAGAGCUACAGCCACGCCUCCAGUCUGUACCGACACCAGCAGACCCACAGCAAGGGGGGGGCGGCGCCCAUCAAGAGGGAGCCCCCCCACCUGGAGGCGCAGUACUCCUGCCCCCACUGCGGCAUGACCUUCAAGGGGAGCAGGAUGCUGGGCAGCCACCUGCGGCUGCACGGGAAGCGGCGCAUCCACCCGUGCAACAUCUGCGGGAAGGAGUUCAACCACAGCUCCAGCCUGUCGCGCCACCGCCUCGUCCACAAGAAGGGGAAGGGGCUCCCGAAAGAAGACAUGGCCGCCCUGCGUCACCCCCAGAAGGCAGGAGGCCGGAGGCAGAAGAGCCGCCGGGCCGUCGCUCAGAGUCCGCCCGGCGACACCUUCUACGCCUGCCCGCAGUGCGACAUGAGCUUCAGGACGUCCACGCUGCUCUCCAAACACCAG
This is a messenger RNA of Notothenia coriiceps (black rockcod), 627 nucleotides long. Its product is annotated as zinc finger protein 135-like. NCBI's taxonomy places the organism in Eukaryota, Metazoa, Chordata, Actinopteri, Perciformes, Nototheniidae. Gene Ontology annotation, cellular component: nucleus. The annotation marks the transcript as partial. The transcript has 2 exons. Gene Ontology annotation, biological process: regulation of gene expression. The record is from RefSeq and is a predicted model, not a curated record.